AUGGUAAUUACUACAAAUCAUUGGGUUUCAUCUGCUAUAAAUAAUAACAAUAAAACAAAAUAUUUAAUACAAUUUAAUCAUGAUUAUAAUAAUUAUUCAGAUUUUUCACAAGAAUUUAAACCAAUAUGGGUUAGUUUAUCAUUGAUUAGCAUUAUUAUAUUCACUAUUAGUGGUAAUAGUCUUGUUUGUAUUGCUGUUAUACGUGAAAGAAAUUUACAAAAUACAACAAAUUAUUUUUUAACAUCCCUUGCAUUUACUGAUUGUCUUGUAGCAUGUCUUGUUAUGCCAUUAGCUGUUACUGUUGAAUUUAUUGGACAUUUUCCAUUUGAUGCAUUAGCUUGUAAUGUUUGGUCAACAUUUGAUGUUUGUUGUUGUACAUCAUCUAUUUGGCAUAUGAGUGUUAUGUCACUUGAUCGUUAUCUUACAUUAAGAUAUCCAUUAAAAUAUGGACGAAAUAAACGACGAAGUUUAAUGGCUUAUAAAAUAAUAACUAUUUGGUUGAUAUCAUUUGCCAUAUGUUUACCAUUAUUUAUUCUAAGUAUUGUUGAUUCGACAAAUGUAUAUGAUGAAAAAGCACGUGCAUGUUUUCCAUCGAAUCGUAUAUUUAAACUUUAUGGUUCAUUUGUUGCUUUUUUUAUUCCAUUAAUUAUUAUGAUUGUUACAUAUGCAUUAACAAUGACUGCAUUACGCCAAGCUCAUACAACAAAAAAAAAACGUUAUAAGGGUCGAAAAAAAAUUCAUGCUGUUAUUAAUAUAGCUGCAAUGGCCGUUCGAUGGAAACGAGCUGUUAAUAAUGUUGAAAUAUCAUCUGUUGAAAAAACAACAUCAAUUAUACCUGAUCAAGAAACUCAAAUAUUAACUAAGAAAAUACCUAUAAAUUAUGCACUAAGACGUGCAUCAUCAUUACGUACACCUGUACAUACACCAAAACCUCGAUUUACAUCAAGUCAACGUUUAAGUGAAUCUUCAAAAUCAUCAUCAUCUAUCAAUUGGCAAAAAAACACUGACAAACAACUUAAACAAUUACCAGAGAAAUUCACUAAACAAUCACCAGAUCAACAUUUAAAUCCAAAUUGUUCAAAUAAUUUACAAGCACAUACAAAACGUUCUCAUUCUUGUACACCAUUACUCGAUGUUGAAUGUAUUCAUAAUGAUCAACGACGAAGUUCAUCUAUUCAUACACUUUUACAAAUUCGUCGAGAUUCAGCAAAAAUAAGUGAAGAAUUAGCUAAUUUAACUGCUCAAUUAUCUGCAUCAAUGAAUAAUGAUAAUUUAGCAAGUAAACGUCCUUCACUUUCUGUUCCAGGAACAACAGCAGAACCCAGUGAAUAUGAUACACCAACAAUAGAUCAAUUACUUGCUGAAACAAGUGUUAAUCAACCAAUUAUUAUUCCAAAAUCAUUGCUUACAAUUGAUCCAAAAAAACGUCAACGAUCACAUAGUGCUGAUAUUCGUUUAUCAACAUUUGAUUCGAAUGAUGAUAAAACAACAAUAACAAACCUACCGAUUCCCAAUCUUCUUGUUACACAUGAAAGUAUUCCAAAUACUCCAAAGAAUAAUUUUCAACGAUCAACACCAUCAUUAACAUUUGACAAAACAUGUCAACGUAUUAAAGAUUGGAUUGCAAUUACAACUUCAUCAACAGCUCUUGAUAAUGAUCAUCAUUCAACAACACCAAUACGUUGUACAUCAGCUAUUAAUAUUACAGAAAAUACACCAAUGUUAACAAAACAUCAACAUUAUUAUCCACAAUUUACUAAUCUUAGACGAUAUUAUCCUGGUCUUGAACAAUUAUAUGGACAAACAACAGCACCAAAUUUAAUGUCACGUCAUCAACAACUUUUACUUGUUGAUGAUCAAGUUUCAUCAGCUCAACAUUUUGCUUCUUUGCAACGUUUUAGUGGUGGUUCAAUAACAUCAUCAAUGAUAAAAGCUCGUCUUCUUCGACAUAAUCGACCUAGUACAACAUCUUCAGCUGGUUCAUCAUCUGUACAAGGUACAAAACGUCAACGCCCACCACGUCUUAUUGAUGGAAUGUCACAAGCUAGUUUUCAAAUGGUUUCAUUAGAUACUGAAGAUACAUCAUCAUGUACAUCAAGUCUUACUCAACAUUC
Rotaria sp. Silwood2 is the source of this 2114-nucleotide messenger RNA. NCBI's taxonomy places the organism in Eukaryota, Metazoa, Rotifera, Eurotatoria, Philodinida, Philodinidae. The record is from the annotation of a GenBank genome assembly.